AUGUUUCAUAUCCUUGACAAGACGUAUUUUAUCUCUUCAGCUGUGGCUGCACCCAAGAAUGUUGCCGAUAUCCAAGAAAUCAUAAAAUUGGCCAACGAGUUUGAGAUCCCUGUCUGGCCUUCUUCCAAGGGUAGAAAUAUCGGCUAUGGCGGCACUACCCCGAGAGUGCCCGGCAGUCUUGGUAUCGACUUGGACAAGAAUAUGAAUAGAGUUUUGAAAGUUGAUCCUGAGAAUGCCUAUGCCUUACUCGAGCUUGGGGUGACUUACUUUGAUCUCCAUGAGUACUUGGUCAAGCACAACUUGCCGGAUCAAGUGUGGGCGGACGUGCCUGAUGUCGGUGAUGAUUCGGUUGUUGGCAAAUGCACUCGAAAGAGCCAAUUCGCCUAUUCACAGGAUGAUGCACUGCGGGUUGGAGGUUGUCUUGCCCGAUGGUUCACUCCUCCGCACCGGGAUGGCGCUUUGCCAAACCCUAAAGCGGACAAUAGCAAACCACCAUAUGAACAGGAGCCAAAUGAGAGCUGGCAGAUAUUUGACUGUAGUCUCGGCCCGCACAGUGCUGGUAUAUUUUCUCAUUCAUCUCUUGGAAUCGUCGUGAAAAUGGGAAUUUGGCUUAUGCUUAACCCUGGCGGGUAUCAGGCGUAUAUGGUCGCCUUCCCCAGGGACAAUGCCUUGGAUCAAAUCGUGGAGAUACUCCGGCCCUUGAGAAUCUCUGGGGUAAUUCAGAACACACCCAAGCCGGAUAACGUCCUGGUUAGCGCUGCCCUGCAGAGUCACCACGCCGGCUACAUCAAUUCCAACACGCCCUUAACCGACCCCCGGCUAGAUGAGGUCGUCAAAAAGCUCCGUGUCGGUCGCUGGAAUCUCUACAGAGCGAUGUACUCUCUGGUCCGGGAAAGAUCCGAUGCAAGACGUCGAGCCUAUGAGCUUAUUCAGGUCCUGAUCACCGAGGUGGCGGAUCAGGGGUGGGGUGACUAUCGCACUCAUCUCGCGUUGAUGGACCAGAUUGCGGAGACUUACAACUUCAACGAGAAUGCUUAG
Messenger RNA from Aspergillus bombycis, 1038 nucleotides. RefSeq names its product FAD-binding oxidoreductase. Gene Ontology annotation, biological process: lactate catabolic process. Gene Ontology annotation, molecular function: D-lactate dehydrogenase (NAD+) activity; FAD binding; D-lactate dehydrogenase (cytochrome) activity. Lineage: Eukaryota; Fungi; Ascomycota; Eurotiomycetes; Eurotiales; Aspergillaceae. The transcript is spliced from 3 exons. Bases 1 to 1038 code for a protein of 345 amino acids. The record is from RefSeq and is a predicted model, not a curated record. Gene Ontology annotation, cellular component: mitochondrion.